Messenger RNA from Rhizoctonia solani, 1044 nucleotides. RefSeq names its product Nucleoprotein TPR. The transcript has 5 exons. The record is from RefSeq and is a predicted model, not a curated record. The coding region runs from base 1 to 1044 and encodes 347 amino acids. NCBI's taxonomy places the organism in Eukaryota, Fungi, Basidiomycota, Agaricomycetes, Cantharellales, Ceratobasidiaceae.
AUGGGCCUUCCUCGUACUCCUCCACAGGUGGUAUAUCCACGCUCGACCUUCAUUACUCCAACACCCCAAGGUGGACCAUCGACUCAACCUCUGUCUACUUCUCGAGCUCCAUCACCGCCACCAAUCGAGGAGAGCCCAGAGGAUCCCAUUACACCUCAAACUUCAAUAUAUACCUCAAUCCGCCAGUCAUCCAAUGGGGCUGGGUUUACGCCGCUCUCUGCUCGAGUCACACCUAUCGCUGCCGCUCGUCCGAUUAUCACACAGUCUGAGAACGGGCCUCUGAAUGCCCAUAUCAACAGUCUCAACAAGCAGCUAGUUGAACUUGAGGCUCUCAAGAAGGAUCUAAAUGCUCGUCUAGCGGACUCUGAGAAAAAGUUGGACAGCGAAACUAGUCGACGUGACAGGAUCAUUCGGGACUUAAGCCUUCAAUACGAGAAGGAGAAGCAGGAAUGGAAAGAUACGCUGAAUGCAGUACAAAUCAUUCACAACAUAGCACACCAGCGUGCCAGACACGAGCUUGAACAAGAGCGGCUCAACUACUUUAAUUCGGAGAGUCGGAUCCUUCAGCAAAAUGUUCGAAUCUUGGUCCGAGACCAUUCUUUGACCAGGUUUCAAGUUCAUGAAGCUCAGGUUGGCAAGGAGUCAGCGUCGUAUCAGGAUCAACUUAUGGAUGCUAAGGACGAACUCGAUGAAUUACAACGUAUGCUGGGACAAGCAACUGAAUCAUACGAGAAGGAAUUAGUGGGCCAAAAAGAAUCCAUCAAGAGUCUAAAGCAACAGCUCGAGCACGAACGAAAAUCCCGGGGCUCCAUUGAGAACGGGAAAGAGUCUCUGGAAAAUACCAACGCAGAAUUGACCUCAGACUUGGAACGUACUCGAAGGGAACUUGCCUCGGCGCAAUCCAAGAUCAAAGAACUUCAGAGCGGGGCCACGGAAGCCAAGUCAACUCAGAAAUCUCUUGAGAAAAUGCAAUCUAAGCACGAGUCUCAACUCGAAAAGCUCAAUGACCUGAUCGAUUCACUUAACGGAGAAAAAGUCCUUUGA